GGCAAUGACAGACGCCGUCGGCAAGGUCGAGGCGCUGGCCGCCGAGCGCGACAGGCGGCGGAGCAAGCCGUGGCCGGUGUUCACCAUGGCAGAGGUGGCGCGCCACUGCUACAGCGACGAUGCGUGGAUCGUGGUGUCGGACAAGGUGUACGACAUGACGGCGCACGUCCAACACCACGAGGGCUGGGUCGGUAGCGGGAAGGUCAGCACGCUGCUCGCGCUCCUCUCGGCGAUGGGGACGGACUGCAGUAUCGAUUUCAACUCGACGCACGACGCGAGGGGCUUUCGAGAGCUCCACGCCUACCAGGUUGGCAUACUCGACCGGCCGCACAAGCCGACUCCGGUGCGGUACUUCACUUGGGAGCAACUCUCCGCCUCGGGAAGGAUACGCAAUCGACCUCGCGCCGCCGCCGCGCCGCCGCGGCUUGCUGACCGCGCCGGGCCGCCGCCGGCGGAACGCGCCAACGCGCGGCCGCCGCCGGAGAGCGCCGCCGCGCCGCAGCCGGCAGAGAGAGCCACUGCCGCGCUGUGUGGCUUCUGUGAGUGCUCUCCGUGCGCAGACGGGUGCCCCGGGCUGGAGCGGAGUGACUGCCAGGGCGCCCUCUAGGGAGGUAUAGAGAGGGAGGCUGAAGAACAGUCGCGGGCCAUACUCUGUCGCACAUGUCAAGCGGCUGUCGUGUGCGUGAUAGUUGGGAUACAAUACGUCAGAUUGAAAAA
Emiliania huxleyi CCMP1516 is the source of this 717-nucleotide messenger RNA. RefSeq lists its product as hypothetical. The transcript is spliced from 4 exons. NCBI's taxonomy places the organism in Eukaryota, Haptophyta, Isochrysidales, Noelaerhabdaceae. Bases 5 to 607 code for a protein of 200 amino acids. Gene Ontology annotation, molecular function: heme binding. Gene Ontology annotation, cellular component: membrane; intracellular membrane-bounded organelle. The record is from RefSeq and is a predicted model, not a curated record.